AUGACUAAACGGUUCAGGUCUACAGGGGUGUAUCCUUCUCCGUCACCUGAACUGGCAGAGAGGUCAGAAAUAUUCAAUGAGAAGGUAUUGCAAGCUGAGGAGAGAAUGAUCUCAAAAGAACUACAAACGUCGGCGAAAGAAGGAAGAGGGAGGUUUAUAAGGAUUGUCGAAGUCUCAGCUAGAGAUGGUCUGCAGAACCUUCCCGGUGAACCUGUAUCUACAGAGUUGAAACGAGAGUUAGUCGAAAGGUUAUUAGGUGCUGGCAUGAGGAAUAUCGAAGUCGGCAGUUUCGUCAGAGGAGAUUGGGUACCUCAAAUGGCAGAUACAGCUAAAUUGCUUCCUUUACUUCCACCAUUAACAGGACAAUCAAUCCCAUUACCUUCACCCGCAUCUUCGAGAUCUUCUUCUCCUGCAUUAUCGGACAAUGGCGCAGGUAUAGGUCCGUCAUCCCUCAAACAUAUCAUCGAUAAUACAAUCAUACCUUUUUCAGCUGGACAAGUUCAUUUUCCAGUACUGGUACCUAAUAUGAAAGGAUUAGAAAAUUUAAUCAAACUUCAAGAAAAUCAUAGUCUUAAUGGUGGUGGGAAACUGACCGAUGAAGUAGCUGUUUUUGUUUCUGCUACAGAAGCUUUCUCACAAGCCAAUAAUCACGCACCGUUAUCCAAGAUCCUGUCUUCACUUCCGCCGGUGAUCGAUAAAGCUCGUUCGCUAGGUUACAGAGUCAGAGGAUACGUAUCGUGUGUAAUUACCUGUCCGUAUUCUGGACCGACACCACCUGAGGAUGUGGUUGAUGUAGCCAUCAAACUGCUGAGUAUGGGUUGUUACGAGAUCAGUCUGGGAGAUACGACCGGUGAAGGCGAUCCCGAAUCUUGGGGAAGAGUCUGGAGAGAAUGUGAGCAAAGAGGUGUAGAUAUGACCAAAGUAGCAUGCCAUGAUACAUUCUCCUUAGCAUUGUCUUCGAUCAUAUCGCUAUUACCUCAUAAUCUCUCAUCUGUAGAUUCAUCUUUAGCUGGUUUGGGUGGAUGUCCAUAUUCUCCAGGAGCGACUGGCAACGUCCCUACAGAAGAUGUAGUUUAUGCUUUACAUAAAUUAGGUUAUGAGACUGGGAUAGAUCUGGACACAUUGGUGGAAGUCGGUAAUUGGUUGAGUAGUAAAUUAGGUAGGAGGAAUGAGAGCAGGGUUGGAAGAGCUAUUUGGGCAAGAAGACUAUCAAGGGAAAAUAAAGAGAAAGGAAAGGGAAAAGAAUGCAUUAAAGGUGAAGAAUCAGAAACGGAAGAUGGAAUGUGA
Messenger RNA from Kwoniella shivajii, 1287 nucleotides. RefSeq lists its product as uncharacterized. The transcript has 5 exons. Gene Ontology annotation, molecular function: hydroxymethylglutaryl-CoA lyase activity. The record is from RefSeq and is a predicted model, not a curated record. NCBI's taxonomy places the organism in Eukaryota, Fungi, Basidiomycota, Tremellomycetes, Tremellales, Cryptococcaceae. Bases 1 to 1287 code for a protein of 428 amino acids. Gene Ontology annotation, biological process: ketone body biosynthetic process; L-leucine catabolic process.